Messenger RNA from Fonsecaea erecta, 2496 nucleotides. RefSeq lists its product as hypothetical. The record is from RefSeq and is a predicted model, not a curated record. Gene Ontology annotation, biological process: tRNA wobble uridine modification. Gene Ontology annotation, molecular function: protein binding. The coding region runs from base 1 to 2496 and encodes 831 amino acids. Lineage: Eukaryota; Fungi; Ascomycota; Eurotiomycetes; Chaetothyriales; Herpotrichiellaceae. The transcript has a single exon. Gene Ontology annotation, cellular component: elongator holoenzyme complex.
AUGUCUCCCCAUCUCGUUCAGGACGAGUACCUCAGCGCCGGCGCCAACAGACAUAGUGCGGCCGCCGAUUGGUCAACAAGCUCGGGGUUUCUUGCCUUUGGUGCGGACCAAAAUGUAGGCAUAUGGUCGCCGCUGAAUGACUCAGGCCACGGCAUCUCCGCCCUCCUGUCCGGCCAUACGGGGAAGGUCACAGCUGUGAGAUUUAUGAAUCCAGCUCAAGAUGGCCUUAAGGACCUGUUAAUCUCGGGCAGCGCAGACGGCGAGAUCGCUGUAUGGGACUACAGACCCGCAACCCAGGAAUGGAGGUGCUUGGUGAAGACAACUGCGCAUGAAGGCGCCGUCAACACCAUUGCCGCCUUAAAUCAGAGCAGGAUUCUUGCGACCGGGGGAGCCGAUGCAAAAGUGAGACUCUGGAAAAUCCAGGAGACAGAAAUUGAAGCCUUGGCUACUCUCUCCCUCAAACCAAAAUUCAUCCCGUUGGCUCUCGCCAUCAAUCCCUUUCCAUCCACAUCGUCUCCUGAGAAUGCUUACUUGGUCGCUGGCGGUACUCGGAACGAUAUCCAGGUGUACUCCAUCGACGGUCUAUCCUCGACCCCGCAAUUCCAUCAUCAUGCCACUCUCACUGGUCACGAAGCAUGGGUGCGGUCUCUGGCACUUACACAAGCUCCAGAUGGAGGGGCCCUGCUCGCCUCGGCUAGCCAGGACAAAUAUGUCCGUCUCUGGCGCUUUCAAUUGGGAGGCAGCAACGUCACAAGGCAACCCGCCGAACUGAAUGGAGUCUCUGCCGCAAACAGUACCUUGUCAGCAAAGGUUCAGACCGUGUCCGCUGGGGAGCAUAAAUAUUCUGUUACAUUCGAGGCAUUACUUCUCGGCCACGAGGACUGGAUCUAUUCCGCCGCAUGGAGCCCCAAUGGCUCCCAACUCCUUACCGCGUCGGCCGACGGAUCUCUGUCAGUAUGGGAGCCGGACCCGUCGUCUGGAAUAUGGAUCAGCAUGUCUCGUCUGGGAGAGAUCAGUGCGGCCAAGGGGGCUACCACCGCCACCGGUUCUGCCGGGGGUUUCUGGACAGGACUAUGGGGACCUAACAGCAAGACCGUCACUUGCCUCGGCCGUACGGGCAGCUGGCGACUGUGGCAGUACGACGAGGCCUCGCAGUUCUGGACACAAAGGUUCGGUAUCAGCGGCCAUACCAAAUCUGUCAACGGGAUCUGCUGGGCGCCGGACGGAAGCUACCUGCUGUCCACCGGUUCUGAUCAGACAACCAGGCUUCACGCAGAGUGGAAAAGGGGCGCAAAACGAAGCUGGCACGAAUUCUCACGACCUCAGAUCCACGGGUACGACCUCAACUGCAUCGCGAGCACGACACCACAUCAAUUCUCUUCUGGCGCGGACGAGAAGCUAUUACGCGUGUUCAACGAACCAAGGGAUAUAGCCAACAUGCUCCAUCGACUCUGCCAGACCACAUUGCCCCCGGAACUAGCCCAAAUGCCCGACACCGCAGCAAUCCCUGUGCUGGGCCUGUCGAACAAGGCUAUGGAGGACAGCGAGGAGACUGGCGAUGGCGCUGCGAACGAGACGUGGGACCCAACUGAUACAUCCAACGGUCUCGGGCUUUCGCUGCUUGACAUUCAAGAACCACCGACAGAGGACCUGCUGGCGCGCCACACCCUGUGGCCCGAGCACGAGAAGCUGUACGGUCACGGUUCAGAGAUCUCCGAAGCAGCGACAACUACGGACGGCAGCGUCCUGGCUACAGCGUGCAGGGCGAGCUCCCUCGAGCACGCGGUGAUCCGCCUGUACGACACACGGGACUGGAACGAGAUCAGACCGCCUCUGUCGGCGCACUCGCUCACCGUCACAAGGCUUGCAUUCUCCCCAGGGAGCUCAGAAUACCUGUUGAGUGUCGGACGAGACCGGCAGUGGGCAUUGUUUCGGCGAUCAAGCGAGAAUUCAAAGAGCUGGGCUCGUGUCGCCAUCAACGCCAAGGCGCAUUCGAGGAUGAUUCUCGACGCGACGUGGCUUCCCAGCACCACUGCAACUCCCAGCUUCGUCACUGCUGGGAGGGACAAACUCGUCAAGCUGUGGUCGCGAGAUAUCGGCAACGAGAAUGAGACCAGCUUCACGUUACGCGCGUCGAUCGCUCGAAAGGGCCCCGUCACCGCCGUUUCUGCCACGUCCAUCGUCGCCCCCGACGGAUUGCGUGGGGUUCUCGCAGUAGGCGAGGACGACGGCGCCAUCUCGCUCCACAUUCUCGAUAUGAAACCGGAUCUCCAGGUGUUGCAUACCGUAGAAGUCCCAAGAUCCUUCUGCCCGUCGAAGACUGUCAAUCGGCUCGCCUGGCGCCCGAGGAGAGACGACGACAGCAACGAUCAGAAUGAUGAAGGCUAUCAUCUAUUAGCGGCAGCCUCGGCGGACGGAUCAGUUCGGAUUCUGAGGAUCAACACUGCAGCCUUUGGCAAAUCAGACAUGUCACGUGGACCGGAUGGGUGCUCGUGA